UAAAAGUGUGACAGCGGCAAAUAUGAACUGGGUUGGCGGAGCGAGGAAUCGACUGCGUUUUUCAAAUGAGAGAAAAAUACAGAAGGAAUUUUUCGAAAGAAAGAAAAUCACAAAGACUGGAAGCCGACACACAUUGACUUCGUCCAGCAGAAAGCAUAGUGAAGAUCUAAAGGCGAUUCAUACUGUCUCAAAUAUGCAUUCGGAUACAUUUACAUUUCAGCAGCCACGUCGCCCCCUGAAGAUGCUUGAUCUUGACAAGUUUAGGUCCAAAAGUUCAAUACUCCCUGGCAACAUUGACUUAGGACCAUCUUCACCGAUUAAAAACCCUUCAAAGUUGCAACUUUUGGAAGCAAGUCAUCACAAGCAAGUAGCCAGAAAAGUAGAUAGGUCGCCAUUUGAUGAUGAUUUCUUUUACCCCAAAUCCAGUCAGAAAUACUCAAUGUCAAGCUCUAAUGAUGACGAUGAUCACACUUUACAGAUAUCACAACUUCUGAGCAGCCAAAAACAAUUCAAGAUACCUGACAUACCUAGCAGGACACGCACACCUAGCAGUGCAGUUGAGCUGACUGACGACAAAAGAAAAGUAUGGAACAGGAAAUUAACUGAUGAAAUGUUCAAACACUCUAGCUUGCCUACGAAAAAACACAAAAGUACAUUUGAACCAUAUAAUCAAAGUUAUCGUAGCAUUCCCCAUCACGAUUUCUCUACAGAUUUGUUGGAGAAGAAUAUAAAACAGGACCAAAGCAAAUCAUUUCUGAAACUAGGUACGCAUAGACCUGCACAAGCCAUACCGUUUGUUUCUAAAUCAACACCAAUAAAUCCUACUGGAAUAAAUAUGUUCAUUACAGAGGACUUCCAAAUGACGCCUAUAAGGAAAUAUCACGUAGAAGAAAAUCCGAUACCAAAUUUGGGAUUGAGUCAUUUAAAUAGAAAUGUUGAACUUUCUGAUCUCAGUGAUGUUGAAAGACCAACAAAUGUUGAACGAAGAUCUCGCAUUUUUCAAGGCGAGGAUUUCAUGCAGACACCACUUACUAACGAAACGCAGUUAAGCGAAAUGUUUCAUACACCAAUGAAGACAAGUUUCUUUAAAAGUACAAUUUCUCAAUCAGUCGGCGAUGUCGUAACUCAUGACAAGCCAGCUCUAGUCAAAGACCAGGACGAAGAAAAUGAACCGACCAGAUAUUUGACCGAAGCACGUUUCGAAACACCAUUAUAUAAAUUUACGCCCAAGACACAGCUGCAACCUGUUUCUAUUGAAGAAAACCAUGAUAUGCUAGCAGCUCGCCAAAACACGCACGGGGAAUCUUCUGAACGGGUUUCAUCGUUUAUGACAACACUCCACGGGUUUAGAGAGUCCUCAACUGAAAGGUCUAAAAUACGACACACGACGGAAUCAGAGAUGGCGUCUUUUCCAGAGACGGCCAAAAUGCAAGAUUCACCUAAAGAAUCAGCUUCUCUCAGCGUUUUUGACCACCGAGCCGAAAAAGAUGAAGAAGUAGACAAAAAUAGCACAACACAUGGAAAUGGAAAUAUGAUGACGGAGAUCUUGGAUGAGAUGCAAGAACUGGAGGAGCAAGACAAAAUGGAUGAAUGGAUGAUGGCAGAUGAAUAUGAUAGCCCACACCAGGAAGAACCGUGCAUAGAUCAGAUCGAAGAAGAGGAGAUUUUAUUUCAGAGCGUAGAAGAGGUGAAGCAAGCGAUGAACGAUAUAUUGACCAGAGUGGUAGCUGACUGUAGUGAUGACUUCGAAUUUGAUCAUUAUGACUCGCUCACGGACGUUCAGUGUUCUCAACAAAUGGCUCAAAAUCCUGAGGGUACAAUAGAAGAAUUGCAUUAUCAAUGCUCAGAUAAAAAUAUUUCACAUCAAAGUGAUUUCAACGAGAUGACAACUUCAGAACUAUCUGCAAAUGACGGUGAUGUCGUGGCGACUAUCUGCGAUGCGUCUACAUCAACCGUCGACGUAGAAACGUGUGAUAAAGGUACACAAUAUUCUCCAACAACAUACAAUGUGCCUCUACCUCUUGAAGAAUUACUCUCUAGAUCUCGGUGGCAUCGACAGUUUUCUGUCAAACCAAUUCAACAGGGAUGUGAAAAAGGCGAGGAAGAAAAAUCUAAUUUGGAAUCUGGAACGGCAACAUCGGAUGAAGUAGAAACUACGUACUGCUUAAGGUCUAGAAAAAAGGUCUAACUCUUUUCAUAUGUGUUUGAUGAUAACAUUGUAUGAUUGAGCUUUAUAAAUGCUAAUCAGAUGGUAGUCAGUGGAAAAUGAAGGCAAUCAGUUUUCUUCAUACCCGAUUAAUUUUCAUUCUUAAAUAGGAGUAGCCUCCCCUUUAUCGCAAUAACUGAUUU
This is a messenger RNA of Mizuhopecten yessoensis (Yesso scallop), 2349 nucleotides long. RefSeq lists its product as uncharacterized. The coding region runs from base 23 to 2188 and encodes 721 amino acids. Lineage: Eukaryota; Metazoa; Mollusca; Bivalvia; Pectinida; Pectinidae. The transcript is spliced from 11 exons. The record is from RefSeq and is a predicted model, not a curated record.